GUGCCGCGCCGUCAUCGAGCCGCGCCGGGCGGGCCAUGGCGGGGCUGUGGAGGGGCUGCGGGCGGCUGCUGGCGCGGCGGCCCGGGGUUGCACAGGCGCUCACCGCCGGGGCUCUCAUGGGAGCUGGCGAUGUGAUUGCGCAGCAGCUGGUGGAGCGGCGGGGGCUGCGUGGGCACCAUGGCCCCCGGACCCUGAAGAUGAUGGCGAUCGGCUUCUGCUUUGUGGGCCCUGUUGUGGGCGGCUGGUACAAGAUCCUGGAUCAGCUCAUCCUGGGGACCACAAAAGUCGUGGCUGUGAAGAAGAUGGUCCUGGACCAGGGGGCCUUUGCGCCAUGUUUCCUUGGCUGCUUCCUCGCUAUCACGGGGGCAAUGAACGGUCUGUCAGUGGAGGAGAACUGGGCCAAGAUCCAGCAGGACUACACGGACGCCCUGCUGACCAACUACUGCAUCUGGCCACCGGUGCAAAUCGCAAACUUCUACUUCGUGCCCCUGAAGCACAGGCUGGCCGUCGUCCAGUGUGUUGCCAUCGUCUGGAACUGCUACCUCUCCUGGAAAGCAAAUCGGAUGUGAGGUGGAAGCCGUGUCCCCUCCCCUGCCUGCAUGCUGCCUGACUCUGCCCCAUCUCCAAAGCCCUUGGAACAGGCACCCGUGGCUGUGGAUGGGGCUGGGAUGUGCAGGGCGCAGGCAGCAGUCAUCCUGCUCUCUCCUCGGGGGACCCCAUCGCCUGCAGCUACGGCCCUCACUGUUACAGGGACACAAAGGAGAAGAUGGGGCCAUGUCCACCCCAAGACGAGCCAGUGCCUAGGGCAGCUCUGGGUCCAGCAGCCUGCCAUGCCAUGGGGCAGCUCUGCCCUCGACACGCUUCUCCGUCCGUGCUCACUCCUCUGCCCAGCCCCUGGCCCCAUAGAUGGGGUGUUCCUGCCCCAGGCGUUCCUCUGUCCUUCCCUGGUGGCAGAUCCCGGGGGGGGGGGGGGGGAAGCAGGAGUGGUGCUGGGCCGGUGCCAGUGCAGGCCCAGGGCUGGCAGUGCCAUGGGUUGGGCACUGCCCUGCUCGGAGCUGGGGUCAGUGCUGCCGAGGGGCUGCCCUGUCCCUGCCCCACGCUUGCAGCACCUGCUGCCACAGGCCAGGUGUGCUCCCCCUGAAAAUGGGGUUUGCUGUAGCUCUGCUGCGGACAGUUGGAACACCCAAUAAACAGCAUUUUUCACUCUU
Messenger RNA from Aquila chrysaetos chrysaetos, 1208 nucleotides. It is a transcript of the gene MPV17, whose product is annotated as mitochondrial inner membrane protein MPV17. The record is from RefSeq and is a predicted model, not a curated record. The coding region runs from base 36 to 569 and encodes 177 amino acids. NCBI's taxonomy places the organism in Eukaryota, Metazoa, Chordata, Aves, Accipitriformes, Accipitridae. Gene Ontology annotation, cellular component: cytoplasm; membrane. The transcript is spliced from 7 exons.